AAAUAUAUCAUAAUGAGUUCUCCAGGAAACAAUAUUAGAGUUGUGUGCCGUUUUCGACCACAAAAUUCUCGUGAAAUUAGAGAAGGUGGUGUUCCUAUUAUUAACUAUGAUGAUAACGACGCAUUCAAGUUAUUUUUCAGGAUUGAGAAGGUAGAGUUAUAUGAAUUGUAA
Messenger RNA from Scutellospora calospora, 171 nucleotides. The record is from the annotation of a GenBank genome assembly. Lineage: Eukaryota; Fungi; Glomeromycota; Glomeromycetes; Diversisporales; Gigasporaceae.